AGAUCCACCACAAGACAAGUGUCAAGAAUGUCAACGAAUAAAGCUCCAUGUUGAAUAAUUUCUCGUCGCGGAGCGGUGUUUUCCGACUUGAUUUUAUUGGCACCAGUCGUCGCUCUUUCACUCUCGCGUUCCACUCCUCACCCUCUCUCUCUCUCUCUCUUCAUUGAAGCUUCUGGAGUAGAAACAGAGAUAAACCUCAGCAUUCACUUCCAUUGGUGGUGGAAAAAAAAGUUGUUACAAUGUUGCAAUGGAUGGGAGGAUCAAGGCGGAAAGUGACAACUUCAAGAAAGUCGACACAAAAGAGGCAAAAGCAAUAUUUUGAGCAAAGAAAACGGCAACAACAGCAGCAGACGACUGGGCUAGACAGCUUUUCUGAUGGAAUGAAUACAUGCAGUCAGCAUCAAAAUAAUAAUCGAUCGCUGGACAUUCUUAGUUUGCUGAACUUAUCAACAGUUGUUCAAAAUUGCAAGUCAAGCUGCCGCAGUACAAGGGAAAAUUCAGAGGGUGCUGCUAUGACAGUGAAUCAUCAUAUUAUGGAGUAUCCGCAAACAAUCCAAAUAGACAAAGUCACACAAGGAGACCCUAUUGAAUUUAAAGAAUCAAGAAAAUCAUCAGGCUGCCAAGUGGAGAUACUAUACCCAAAGAAUGCUCCUGACUGUCAAAACAGAGAUUUAAUUGGAAAUGGUGACAAAAGAGAUCAGUUGAAGAUGGCUAGUGAGCACCAGUUAUCUGUCUUUGAUUUACUUGGUGAUGAUGGACCAAGUGACAAUUUAGAAGUCAGUCUCGUAAACGAAGCACAUGUUGCAUUUGCAGUUGAAGGUUUAGGUAAAAUGGAGACAGAAACACCUGUUCACUCACCACAACAGCCUGGCAGAAUCUUUUCCUAUGGUUGCUGCUCGCCUUUGAAGGCUACAAGACAUCCUCAGUCACCCAAGAACCUUAACAAUCUGGUGUAUGAUCUUGAACUUGAAGCGGAUGCCAUGAUUCAAGAUAUUAAUUUGCCUCUCUGCGGCAAUUUUUUUGAGCUACCAUUCUGUUCUAGGGGCACAGAAAAUUCAUUUAGCAAACCAAGGCAGAAGUUAUCGACUGCCAAAGAGUUCUCGCAAUUCAAAAGCAAUGCUAGUAAAUUGAAAAAUUCUUUUUCUGAUGAUGAAAUCUUCUGUAACAUGGAAGAAAAAAAUGAUGAUAUAUGGAAUGCUAGGUGUAACUUCCUAGAUCGAAAUUUUCUUGAUGAAGACUGUGAUAUAAAAUGGAAGAAUAGGUCACCUAAAAUGGAUGGCAGUUCUGCUGAUUUUUGGCAUCUAGGAAACCAUGAAAUUUCAGACUUCGCUUUUGAAUACCCCUAUUUACAGAAAAUUAGGGUUGCUGAGAAAGUGACAGGCAGAUUCAAUAUCUCAGGUUCUUCCGGUCUCAGCAUGAACUCACCUCCACCAUAUUCCAAGCAAAGCAGAUCAGAGAAUGAUCGUGAUUUUAUAACUGCAGAUGAAACAUGCAGGUAUCCAAUGGGAGGAAGAAAAUGUGAUAUAAGAGAUGUAACUAACCAACAAGCAUGGUCUUGCUUUGUAACAGAAGAUGCAGAAGAGAGUUUGAGCUUGCUGAGCGAAGAAUCAUGCUCUUCGAGUGCAGUGAGAGGCAAGGCCACUAAUAGGUCACCAUCAGAUUCAGUUGCAAGACAGAACAUAAGAAGAUAUGGCAGGGACAUUAGGAGCCCGGCAAAUAAGUGCAGUGUUGAGAAUAUAUAUGCCAAAGAUAGACGCUACGAAAAAAGUGAUAAUUUCCAUGAAUGGAAGAAGAUAGAUGAACCAGGCAAAUUUACGAAAAUGUGCAAUCCAUCAAGUUCAAACCCAGCCCAUUACUCAAACACUACUUCCCAGAAAAAAUUACGACCAGAGAACAGUUGUUUGUUUGAGGAAGGAUAUAUUUCUGCUGAUAGGGAUUCAGGAUUCGGUUCAUUCUGCCAAACUUCAGGGGCAAAAAAACGUGCAUCCUCAGGUCCCAUGUGUUGGACUGAAGAUCACUUUGGUGCAUACCCUCUUCCUGAAUUACAUGCUAAUGCCAAAUCAUCUUUUGCGAGAUCCAUACACAAUGUCCUUCCUGAACUUUCGCCUUCUGGUAGCUUUUCCUCAGAAAAACUUGGAUUCUGCCAACCAUAUAGUAAUGUGCACUCUUAUGAGACUCCUGUUUUCUCAACCAUUGGGUCUGGCCGAAGCAAACCAAAUUUACAUAUGGAUUCCAAUGUUGAAGUUAGACCUCAAGAUUCAUUCCCUGUUUCAGGUUCUCACCGUGAUGCAGAGUUUUUCUGUGUAUCAGUGGAAGAAAGUGUUUCAAAAAAUGGGGGAAAUAGAUCAGAAAUCCUGCCAACCGACUGCAUACAAUUUGAGCUACAGAAAGACGUCGGCAUUGGGAGCAAUGAAUUGUCCUCUGAAAACGGACAGUCGUUAGAAGCUUCAGGUUCAAAGGACAACUGCAGUGACUGCAAUGAAGCAAAAGGUUUAACUCCAAAAUUGGAGGGACGAAAAGCAAUGGUUUCUCCUGAACAUGCAGAAGAAAUAUCAUCUUCUGUGAAGAUACGUUGCAAGUUUGAGGGGAGUAUUGAUGAAAAAGAAUGUCACAAUGAUACUCAAACUUCUCUUCCACGUCAAAACGGAAGUAUAGAAACAGAAGAUUCUGGGCGAAAAGAAAGGAAGCUAGAAAGCAAGGGUCAAGAUAAUACUAGCGUUAACCCAUCUUGCCAGGUGAUGAUGCUUGAAAGCUAUGUUCUUCAGCUUCUAUGCGUGCAGAAGGUAUUGAAUGAAGCAUCUGUGCAGGGCACAGUGAAGAAGGUAUAAUACUUUUUGCAUUUAGUAGAUAACCCGGACUCUUUGAAACUCUUUGUACUAGUUUCAAAUGGUUUCUGUAACCUACCAUAUUGCAAAUGGUUCUGCAAGUGACUUUGUGUUUUCUGGAAAAUGGAAACAGAAAACAAAAAAUGAAAACAUAACCAAACAGGCCUUUGAAGGUGCGAACAUUAUAUGCUUUAGUUAGCAUUCAUGCAAAAUAGGAAAACCAAUGCCACACCCAAAUUAAAAAAUUUCCAAAAAUAUAUGAACUUCGUAGCAUCAGCUGUAACAAAAGUGUUUUAUCCAUUCAUAUCGGAUGCACUUGCCAAAAAAGUCAUAUUGGAUACCAAUAGAAAUGGAUGAGUUCAUUC
This is a messenger RNA of Camellia sinensis, 3190 nucleotides long. NCBI's taxonomy places the organism in Eukaryota, Viridiplantae, Streptophyta, Magnoliopsida, Ericales, Theaceae. The record is from RefSeq and is a predicted model, not a curated record.